Penaeus chinensis is the source of this 355-nucleotide messenger RNA. RefSeq names its product pigment-dispersing hormone type 1-like. The record is from RefSeq and is a predicted model, not a curated record. Gene Ontology annotation, biological process: response to light stimulus. The coding region runs from base 7 to 243 and encodes 78 amino acids. Gene Ontology annotation, cellular component: extracellular region. Gene Ontology annotation, molecular function: hormone activity. The transcript is spliced from 3 exons. Lineage: Eukaryota; Metazoa; Arthropoda; Malacostraca; Decapoda; Penaeidae.
UCCAGAAUGCGCAGCGCCGUUGUGGUCGUCCUCCUGGUGGCGUUGGCUGUGAGCCUUCAGCUGACACUCGCCGACAACUUACAGUACCCAGAGCGUGAGGCGGUGUCCGAGUUGGCGGCGCGGAUCCUGUUAGUGGCUCAGGGACCCUCGGCCUUCGUCGCGGGCCCUCACAAGCGCAACUCGGAGCUGAUCAACUCCCUCCUGGGGAUCCCCAAGGUCAUGAACGACGCCGGAAGGAGAUGAAAAGAAAAUCUAUUGACUUUUUGAACACCCUGGCCAUGACGACGCCGACGUCAUCCACACAUUGUGCUCAUCAAAUAUAUCCUCCUUGAUUAAAUAAAUGUUGCAACAUUAA